Molecule: messenger RNA, 1907 nt
Organism: Podospora bellae-mahoneyi
Lineage: Eukaryota; Fungi; Ascomycota; Sordariomycetes; Sordariales; Podosporaceae
Gene: JEN1
Product: Carboxylic acid transporter
Exons: 4
Coding region: 333-1907 (524 amino acids)
Biological process (GO): plasma membrane lactate transport
Cellular component (GO): membrane
Molecular function (GO): secondary active monocarboxylate transmembrane transporter activity
Source: RefSeq, a predicted model, not a curated record
GGGGGUUGUAUGUCUUGAUGAGGUCGUCUGCUCUUUUUUCUUGGAGGGGAGAGGUGAUGGCUUGUUUACUUUGGUAGAUAUCACGGUUGAGGUUGGGGUUGUUGAGGGAGUCAACCACGGUUGAACGUCUGCUUUGCGCCUUCCUGCAUCAUCACCAACGUUACCGCCACCACGCCUUCCCAACCAACGACAUCAUCACCCCUUCGCUCGGCACCGAGCCCUCAUUGAAUUUCACGGCCAACACUUAACCUUGCUUGACACCCACCUAGGUGUCAACCCUCCACGCCAAUAUCCCUAACUACCCAACAUCAAUUUCCCUAACCAUCCUCAACAUGACCACCCCCACCCUCAACUACCUCACCACCCGCCUCCCAAGCCUCCUCCCAAAAUCAACCCACCUCUCCGACAUCCCCAACCCAUUCCGUCUAUUAGCCUCCCUCGACAGACAGAACUGGGCUUUUUUCUCGGUGGCGUUCUUUGCUUGGACAUGGGACGCCUUCGACUUUUUUACUGUUUCUCUCACCCUUCCCGACCUUGCCAAGUCUUUUGGUCGGUCACGAACGGAGAUAACGUGGGGGAUUACACUGGUACUGAUGUUCAGGACGGUGGGGGCGGUGGCGUUUGGGGUUGUGGGAGAUCGGUAUGGGAGGAGGUGGGGGUUUGUGGUUAAUAAUGGGUUGUUUGUUGUUUUGGAGUUGGCAACCGGCUUUUGCCAAACCUACUCCCAAUUCCUCGCCUGCCGCGCCCUUUUUGGGAUAGCAAUGGGCGGCCUAUAUGGCAAUGCAGCUGCCACCGCCCUUGAAGAUCUCCCACCGAUCGCCCGCGGGUUGAUGUCUGGUCUUCUCCAGCAAGGCUACGCUUUUGGCUAUCUCCUCUCCACCGCCUUCUCCCGCGCCUUGGUUGACUCCACUCCCUAUGGUUGGCGCCCAUUAUUCUGGUUUGGAGCUUGUCCUCCUGUUCUCAUUAUUGGUUUGAGGUUGUUGCUGCCAGAGACGAGAACAUACCAAAAGUUAAAGAUGGAGCGAGAGCUCAAACACCAGCAGCAGCAAGAUGAGGAGGAGGGUUCCGGCCAGGAGGGGGGAACUGGAAUGCGCAAAAAGGGGGUGACGCAUGUGUUUUGGGAGCAGGGGAAGCAAGUCAUGAGAAAGGAAUGGUUGUUGCUCACGUACAUGGUGUUGCUGAUGGCAGGGUUCAACUUUAUGAGUCAUGGCUCGCAGGACUUGUAUCCUGUGCUGCUUGACACGCAGUUUUUGUUUUCGAGGGAUCAGGGGACGAUUAUUCAGGUUAUUGCCAAUGUCGGGGCUAUGUUUGGGGGUACGACGGUUGGGUUUAUGAGUCAGUUUGCGGGCAGGAGACUGAGUAUCUUGGUGAUGUGUGUUUUGGGAGGCGCGAUGUUGUAUCCGUAUACUGCGACUGAUGUCGCCAAUCAGGGAUGGGGGAGGAUUGCUGCGGCGGCGUUUUGGGAGCAGUUUGCUGUUCAGGGGGCUUGGGGGGUCAUACCCGCUCAUUUGAUGGAGUUGUCUCCUGCGAAAUUCCGGACUUUUGUUGUUGGCACGUCGUAUCAGCUGGGUAAUCUGGUUAGCUCGGCGUCGAGCACGAUUGAGAGCACGAUUGGGGAGAGGUUUCCACUGCCUCCGGAGACGACACCCGACGGGACAGUGGUUGGACAGAGAUGCGAGUAUGGGAAGGUCAUCUGCAUCUUCAUGGGUUGCGUCUAUGCGUAUGUGGUGGUGCUGACGCUGCUGGGGCCGGAAUGUCUUGGCAGGAGGUUUGACCGGCGUGAUAGUGAGGCUUUGGAGGACACUGGGGUAGUAUUUGAGGAGGAUCACGAACAAGGUUUUGAGAUCUUUCAAGGUGCACAGGGAGAAAGGGAGAAACGUGAUCGGAAGGGUGAAGAGGCGGUAUGA